AUGAAAAGCAUGUCACCUGCAGUUUCAUUUCUCAUCUUUCUAUUCUCGACAAGUUCGAUUUUCUCAUCGGUAGCCAAUGCCGCAAGGAAGCCGGUGCUCGAUUCCGAUGGCAAUGCGCUCCGCUCAGGCGUUCAAUACUAUAUUGUGUCAACAAUAUGGGGUGCCGGUGGUGCUUCGCUCGAGCCACGCUCGUUUGAAAAACCAUGUCCAAAACUCGUAGUCCUAAACGGAUUCCAAACUGGUGUGCCGGUGGUAUUUUAUCCAGAGGACACUAAUGACACCACCGUCUAUGAAUCCUCCGAUGUAAACAUACAGUUCGUCCCAGGUACGGACCCUUACUGCCAAACAUCAACUACGUGGAAGGUCAGCGAUUAUGACCCUUCUUCGGGAAAAUGGUGGCUCACGAUCGGUGGGGAGGUAGGCAACCCUGGUUCUCAGACAUUGAAUAGUUGGUUCAGAAUUAGGAAAGGUGGAGAUGGCUACGUAUUUAGUUUCUGCCCUGCGGUAUGUGAUUCCUGCAUAUCUUUAUGCAAUGAGAUCAAUAGGAUUUCUCAUGAUACCAAGGUCCGUUUGGGUCUGGCUAAAGGAGAUGGCGGCUCUUUCCUCUUUAUGAAAGCAUCCGAAGCCAUAAAACAAGUUGAAGAGAAGACCUCCGAGUAA
Messenger RNA from Hibiscus syriacus, 660 nucleotides. RefSeq names its product 21 kDa seed protein-like. NCBI's taxonomy places the organism in Eukaryota, Viridiplantae, Streptophyta, Magnoliopsida, Malvales, Malvaceae. Bases 1 to 660 code for a protein of 219 amino acids. Gene Ontology annotation, molecular function: endopeptidase inhibitor activity. The record is from RefSeq and is a predicted model, not a curated record. The transcript has a single exon.